Molecule: messenger RNA, 6681 nt
Organism: Athalia rosae (coleseed sawfly)
Lineage: Eukaryota; Metazoa; Arthropoda; Insecta; Hymenoptera; Athaliidae
Product: post-GPI attachment to proteins factor 2-like
Exons: 5
Coding region: 576-1352 (258 amino acids)
Biological process (GO): GPI anchor biosynthetic process
Cellular component (GO): endoplasmic reticulum membrane; Golgi membrane
Source: RefSeq, a predicted model, not a curated record
UUAUACUCAUCUAAACUCUGCACAAUAUUCCACCCUUUGAUACAGUAAACAAGUAGUUAUUAGGGCUGAAAGAGUUAUGUGCCAAAAUAAACCCCCAAUUGACAAUGUCAAAACACUGCAGUAUCUCAGCAUUGCGUAUUCCAGUGAUCAACAUACAUAUCAUCAAUUAUGUUGACUGCGUGGUACUGAUACAUAUUGUGAUCAUUCCGAUAAUCAUAAUGUACUUUAAUAGACUUGUCAGAUAUCCAGCUGUCAUUAUAACGAAUUAUAGCGUUAGAGAGACGAUGUUCAAAGGAAUGAGAUCAUGCACACGUUAAGAUUAAUUUCAUCAAUUAUCGUAAAUAAAUAAUACAAAUUAUGGUGCAGUCACAUACAUAAUCAUUCUGGGAAGUUAUGUAUAUUUUCUAGACAUGUAUUCUAAUAUCAGUCAUUUUACAAAAAAAUAUUAUAUCAUUUCAAAUAUUGAAUGACUUAAUUUUUUAGUAAUUUAUCAGGUGGUCGAUUCAAUCAUCAUAGUUUGAUGAUAUUAAUAAAUUAAAUAAAUGUUUGAUAAAAGUUGACUGAGAGAUCUUAAAAUGGAGCUGAAUAACGUUGGAAGCAGCAACUCAAGAUCUGAAAGCUCAGUUUAUUUGGCAGUGCCAUUCAGGAAAUUAUGUUUGGUCACCGUCUCUCUGCCCCUGAUUACUCUGCUAAUCUGCUUCAUUACGGCAUAUAUAUUUCAGCAAGAUGAUAUCCAUGAAACACACUGUAGAGUUUACAACAUCAUACCGUCAAUUUCUGCAAUCACAGGAGUAUCCCCGCAAAGAUAUUUAUGGCGCAUAAGUAUUGCGCUACAUAUAGGACCCAGAAUAGCUAUUGCUAGUGUCUAUCGUUCCUAUUAUCACAGCAUCCUCAAAGCUGUCGAAGAACUACCAAGAAAAAUAUUAGGAUUUCGACUUUUGAAUCUAUGCUAUUGGCUGAAUAUUUCUGAAGUAGCAGCUCUAUGUGGAGUUACAUAUGUUUCAAAUAGAGAGAAUUAUCCGGUUCAUGAGAAGAUCUUCAUAGUCUUCAUGUUCAGUUCGCUGGCAUAUAUGCUCGCAGCUGUAAGGCUGGGACGCCUUCUAACUCCCAAUGCACAAAGUUUGCAAUAUAAACAAGUGCUUUUCGUAAUCAGUAUCAUCAGCACCAUGGGUCUCAUAAUUUUCUUCCUGAAACAUCGUCUACUGUGCCAUGAUAUGGCAUUCAGCUGGUUUUCGCUCUGUGAGUACUUCAUAGCCUCCGCAAAUAUGGGGUUUCAUGUGACGGUGGUUUUGGACUUCCCAAAAGAGCAUCUCGUUGUUGGGCAUGGCUUACCUGCCCUAAAAGUGGAUUAACCCCGUAGUAUACCAUGAAUCUAUCAACAUUGUCCCAAAGUGCCUACUGCUUUUACCUGUAAACGCUAAGAGUCUGCCUUUGUUGCAAGCGGCACAUUAACAUCACAUGUCGUCCAAUUUUGUAAAGGUAAAACUGCACAAGUUCUGAUCAUAAAGUAGUAUGAGUGUCAAUGAUAUCCAUAUGUUGUUAGAAGAAAUAUUUUUCUUUCCAAGUAAAAAAACGAUCAAUCUCAUCCAAUUGACAUCAUAAAUUUAUGUUCAUGUUCUUACAUCCAAAUUCCUAGUUCUUAACUUGAUUGUUGUUCAUCGUGUCGAAGAGAUACAACUUCAUUUCAUCAUGCAAUAAAUAGGUACCAGGCACAAAAUUUUUCUAAUGAUAAAACUAUUGGUGAAGUAACAAUGAAAAUUGCAGGAAAAAGAGAGCAAUUAACUACCAUUUGUGUUGCAUUGUGUUAAGUUACACAAAAAUAAGUUACGUAGACUCAUAGCGAUCACAGCAGCCACUUAACUUGCGUACACUGUGUUGCCAAUAAAGUCAAGCAAUUGCAUCUGGUAUAUUGUACAGAUGAAUGCUAUAUAAUUCAAUGAAAUAAAUUAUAAUUGACUAAAUUAGAAUCUAGCGCUUCCAAAUAGUGGCACCGAGCAAUGGGCACUUGCUGGACAGUGAAACAUUAAUAAUGGCCUUCCGACACAUACUUUAAACUACGAAAAUAAAAGUUAUGAUAAUAGAAUAAUUUCGAAAUAAAACACUAGAAUGUAAUCAUGAAAAUGCAUCUGGUACAAGGGAAAAACGUAUCACAAUUAAUACUGGAUAUUCAGUUGGUACAAACGACAGGUUUUUCUGAUCAGUAUUGUUGAUAUUAGACACAUGUGAAAAUCAGAUGCCGAUUAGCUUGUUGCAGGAACUAUAACAACUACGAGGGAUCAGUUUCAAUGAUUUCGAAAACUUCAAAGCGCACUAGUCUCUAGUUGAGUACGAUCUAGUCAAGGUAAUUUUAUUUAUCUAUUUAUCCAUCGAUUAAUCAGUUAACUCCAGAUGAUAUGUGUUUGAUAUGAAAUGAAAAUUCGAUUGAGACGUUCAAUGAAUUCUUAUGUACAAUAAUUUGAGUAUUUCAGCAAUAAUUUGUACAACAUUAUUGGACUGUUGAACAUAACUGGUACAUUAAGACGUUGCAUAUUAUCAUGACAUUAAAUAUUAAGUAACCAAUUCCUAACAUAAAACUAAAUACUUGUACGACCAAGACCAAAAUAUGACGUCCAAAAAAUAUUAUUCUGAAAACGGUACACCGUUUAUAAGAGCAAAAAAAUGGCUAUUGACUUGUAUCAUCUUACUUUAAGGUACCACGAAGAUUUUAACUAUUUAACAAAGUUUGCUCAUAAUUUUUCACAUACAUACAUAAAUUUCAGUGAAUGUGUAGUCAGUACCCGGGUUUUUGUUACCAUUUAUUCCUAUUGGAUUUCUGCUUGUUCUAUUGCUUUUUUUCUCUCAAUUCGUCUAAAAAUCAACAAUGUCACAAAUUUAUUUGUAAUAACGACGAUGUUGAAUAGUUAUUAUGUUAUCUAACAAAACCUGUAGAAGAAUAUAUUAAUACGGUACAUGAGCGUGCUUUUUUUGGAGGACUAUUUUUAUUCUCCGCUCUUGGCCUGAAAUUUUGUUGAUAACAUUAAUUUGUAAUAUUAUCAUUAGGUACUCUCCCAAAAAUGAGGAGAUUUUCCAUUUAAAUAUCAUGUAAACUUAGAUUUUUUUUUAUCAAUUUCUGUAACUCUCUAUAUGUUCAUAAUCGGCGUAAGAGUACUCAGUUGAUUUGUAUAUUUGAAAAUGUUGAUGACAGAUACUCUUUCAGUUUUAAAUGUUUAAAUAUUGUAGCAUAUUAAUUCGUAAAAAAAAUUUAUGGACAUUACUUAUUAUACCAAGUCCGAACGUAAUUGUAGAUAGCACUGGCAAAUUAAGCCGUUAGGAAGAAAUUUUGCCAAUAAUUCAUACGCCAGCUUACCACAUGUAUUGAUAAAUUUGGAAGUGCAUAUAUUUCGAAACAUUAAAAUUUCGUGCAUCACUUGUCUGCUCGCAUUCGGUACCAUGCGCGCAACUAGUUUCUAAAGGAUUAAUAGUACAUCAGUUUUGCACAUUUUUACUAAUGAGUGUUAAGAUAGCAUGUUUUGAUAACAAUGUGGAUACCUUGUUUUCUAUCUAAUUUCGUGAUUCCAAAGUGGAAACCUCCCCUACUAGCCGCAAACAUACCAUGAUAUAUGAACGGCCAAAUAUGACGUCGUUCGUUGUGUUAGAUAUGUCGUAGUAUUAAGUUUAUCGUUAAUUGCGAAAAGCUCACGCUGUUGUACCCUCUCGCGUUCUUGCUUUAAGAGUGAGACGUACGCCAUAGUUGCAAGUCGAAUUAUUUAAUAGUUUUUAGUUGAUGAUUUAAUAUAUUCAAACAGAAAUUUGCUGUACUAAACAUUUCGAGUGAACAAAAUAUUGAUAUACUAAUUAUUAGUUGCCUUUUAGCAUGUUUUUUAGAACCGCACAAUAAGUUUCUACAUAAAUCGUUGCAGAAUGAUGUGAUUCUGUAACGUAGUGAAAGGAUUCGUUGUGAUGGUAAUGCUGUUAUAAUACCGUGUCAAUUAAUAUGAUUAACAAUUUAACAAAUUAACCGUUCAAUCACAUCAAGUGAUGUACUAAAGAUACUGUUAUUUUUUUUUUUGUGCGCAAUACAGCAUUUGUAGUGCGUAUUGCGUUGCAGAUCAUGAAUCAAGUGAUGUAUUUCAGGAUGCAGAACCUCCGUUUCACAGUGAAAUUGACACAAUGAGACGUGGAAAAAUGUUAAAUGUGUAUAGAGUAUGCCAAAAAAUGAAUUUGACAUUCGCCACCCACAAAAAUAUGUCGUUCAAGAAGAAGCCUGGCUCAUUGUGUAUAAACGAAAUAAUUUCCUUGUGAAAUUAUUAUGAAUUUAAAAAAAAUUUCAUUGUCGAAAUGAUAUGCUUGAUGAUGAUAUCAAUAUACAUGAAGUGCAUAUCAAAUAAUAAUAUAUAGUCGAACUAUAUUCAGUGCACAUCGUAGAAUGUUGGGAAAAUUAAUAAUUAUGAAUAAAAUUGCACUGUAGAUAAUUCAUAUAUUAACUUUAAAUUUCUAAACGUCGGUAGUAAAUCACUUGAUUUCACAUAAUUCUAUUCUACACUCAUGAUAGUCUCAUGUUUUACUCUAUCACACGUACUACAGUUUUCUAUUACUGAUUGAAUAAUUUUUAUUCAAAAUUAUCUCACGUAAUUGCUUCCAAAAGAAACUCGGCAUUUUCCAAGUUGAUCAGUUGAUCAAAAGUAAACUAAUUAUAAAUGAAAUAGUGUUCAAUGUUCCACUCCCCAAUAUUCGUAAAUUGGUUGAUUCAUAGGUAUUCACUUUCAUUCAAGCGCCAUGGCAUCCGUAUUUUCGUAUCGAUAACAGGCGUUUUAUUUAAUGAAAAAAACCAACCGUAAUCCCUGAAAUACUGCUUGACAACUUUCAGUGACCAAAAAUAUUGUUCUUCGAGCAACAUCAAAUUUUUUUCCAACUUGAUUUCAAUGCUGAAUAUGUAGACCCUGCUUAUUACAUAGCAAUAAAAAUUAGAUCUAUAAAUCUAGCAGCAAAGAAAAUGGAGCUGUUACAAGCAAUAUUAUUUUUAUUAUAAUUCACAUUAUUACUUUUGCUAUAAAAAUUAUAACAUACAACUAGCCAGUAUCAUGCAAUUUCGAAAGUAUUUGUAGUAUAAGCUUAUUGCCAUAUACAAGAAUUAUUAAUUUUAGCAUUUCUUUUCGAUUUUAUUUUUUAUGAAAAUGCAAUGAGUAUAAGAAAUUGAAUUCGAUAAGCGUAGAUAGUAGCCUGUUCGCGUUGCCGAUGAAACGAUAGGAGACAUUAACUUCAGCCGGUUUAAGUGAGAAAAUGUAUACAUGCAUCUCGUAAUAAAAUUAUCCGAAAACUUUAUGGAAAAAAUUAUUCCAAUAAAAACUAGCCACUGAGUUAUACGUCGAUACAAUGCCAAAAGUGAAUAAAACAUAUCUGUCGUAAGACUCACAUUUGCCUACUGACACCGUUAUAAUUCAAAACUAAGCUCAUUACACCGUUCAAUCAAUGGUAAAAGUUACCUACAAAUAAUAUUCUUUUCUAUUUUAUUUUAAUUUUUCUUCUAUUUCUGCUAACCGUACCUGCGAAAUAUCCACUUGUGUAACGCAUACAUUUGUUAAAUUAUUGACUUCAUUCUGAAACAUUUGCUAACCGACGUACACAAGAAUUUAUCGGCAUAAUAUUUAUUGAAAAACAAGGGAAAAUAAAAAAUUAUAUGUAGAAUUAAUUAUUUCAAUUAAUUCAUAUGAUUACUGCAAAGCUUACGACGUGUUCAGCUUUUUUAUUAUCGUUACCUCUCAAAUAUUGUUUUUCGUAACGCUGUUCAAGAUUCGGCCAAUUCACGACCAAGAGAAAAGAUCAUGUAAAAAGCAUUUUGCUUUAAAAAUACGCAUAUAAGCUAUAUGGUGGAAGAGAUUAUAUCUAAACUUCCUACACAUUUAAGUAUAUAAUAUAUUUCUCGAGAUAUUCGAUCUAACUAGAUGUACAUAAGAAAAGGAAAAACCCUCUUCUGACAACGUAAUAUUAAUAAUCGAAAAUCACUCGAUUUUUAAGAAAAGAAAUUUUACAAUACCGUUUCAACAAGUGUAUAAACAGACAUGCUUUGUACGAUUGUCGUUAUUAUAUUUCUCAUUGUUUAUUUCUACACAGAUAUCAUAGAUAUAUUGAAUAUAUCUAUGCAGAUAUCAACUAACAUAAAUUUUCCGAAACCUGAAUUUUCUAUGCAGUUCUCCCGUCGUUGAUUCGAAUAAUUUUUUCAACGCCUUGCACUAUACGCGUAAAAUCAUAAUAUUAUCGAUAAACUUUCAUGAAAAUGGUUGAACAUCGAUUUCUAAUACAAUAUUUACUCGGAGAAAUAUUUUAUCACUGAAAAGGUUUACCUUUAUGAUAUUUAUAUUGAUCCUUAUUAUUGGCUAUGUACAAAUAUGAAUUUGUUGUACCUGCAUCUGCCCGAAUGUAAGGGAAAAAUAAUUUAACGGAGACCAGUUUUUAGGCCUGGUUUGCUUGAAAUUAAUUGUUCAUCCCUUCUCCCUGACGUAUGUUAAAUGUUAACCGUAUAUAUAAAAGUAAUAUAAUUGCGAAUAGAAUUAUGAAGUUUUAUUUCAGCAAUAACAUAUAUUGCUGUACAAUCGAACCCCAAGGUAGUUAUUAAAAAAAGAAAGAAACAAAACGAUGAAUUGUUGUAACAUAAUGUAAAUUCUUUAUGUAUUAACCUGUUGAAUUAUACCCUACAUAAUAAUA